AUGUCCCAGCCACCAUCCGUCGCCGAAGUCGAAGCCCAAGAGGACUCGUGUGUCCUCCCCUCGUUUGACGCCGACGUCGCCUGGGAGCUAGGCACGACCAUCCGCUCGAUCAUACAGAAGGAGCACGGAAAGCCGGCCGUCAUCUACAUCGCGCUCGCGGGCUCGCAGCAGAUGCUGUUCUGGUGUGCCACCGCGCCCGGGACGAAACCGGACAACAUGAACUGGGUGCGCCGAAAGGAGGCCGUCGUGCUGCGCUGGGGUGUCAGUACGUGGAGGAUGAGGGCUCAGCUCGCGGAGAGGGGGGUGACGCUCAAGGAGCGGUUCGAGAUGAACGAUGCAAGCAUGUAUGCUGCGCAUGGAGGUGGAUUCCCAAUCAGAGUCAAGGGAAUUGAGGGGACGGUGGGGGUUAUCGUUGUCAGUGGGAUGACGCAGGAAGACGACCACAGUGUCAUCGUGCAAGGCAUUCAGCAGUAUCUAUCCAAGCUUGGUCAGUAA
Molecule: messenger RNA, 495 nt
Organism: Coniophora puteana RWD-64-598 SS2
Lineage: Eukaryota; Fungi; Basidiomycota; Agaricomycetes; Boletales; Coniophoraceae
Exons: 2
Coding region: 1-495 (164 amino acids)
Biological process (GO): post-translational protein targeting to endoplasmic reticulum membrane
Cellular component (GO): TRC complex
Source: RefSeq, a predicted model, not a curated record